CGAAAGUGUAAGGGAACCAGGUGGAUUCUACCGACAAGUUCCCUUAAAAGACUACUGUCAGGUACUUUUGGGCGCAUUGCUGCUUAACUGAAAGUGAAGGUGGUUUUGGAGUUUGGCUUAAAUAAUGGAGUCUUCUGAAGACAGUAUAGAAACUAUCUUGAACAUCAAAGUAAAUAUCACUCGUGGAACCAACAUGCAUGGAAAAAAAGCAGGAAACCUCCAAAGUUAUCUCCGGGUGGAGGUCAACGGUGUGAUGGUGGGAGAGUCUGAAAGGAAGCCAGUGGACCCCGCCGCCCAGUACAUCGAGUAUGACUACGCCUGCAGCUUUGUCUGCUGCGAUGGUGUGCUGCCUCUCAGUGACAUCCCCCAUAAACCAGUCAUAGUGACCGUGAUAGAGCUUAUUCCUGAGAAGAAAAAGGUGGAGGCAAAAGUAAUAAUCCUUGGCCAGGCAGUGAUUGACCUCCUGCCGCUGCUGGAAGGGGAGUGUAGCUUCUCAUCCUCAGCUGCUGUGCAUGUAACAAAUGCCCCCGUAGAAAAAGGGGCUAUCCCAGGGGUCAACACUAAGCACCCGUUUCUGGAUGUGUCUGUGAGUGUGUCAGCUCCAAUACUGACCGAAGAAGAGCUUUCGAUUUCCAACCUAGCCAAGGUAGUUUUGGAGGCUGCCUACUCUCUCCCUGAAGCGUUCAGUCAGAGUUCUGGGCCUUCAGCCCCUCCAUACAUAUGCACUGCUGCAAUGGAGUUACCAACUACUGCUGAGAAAGAUCAGUUCUUAUUAUUCACUGAAGGCCAGCUGAAGCUGGGCGGGCACAGGGAAGAAGAUGGCAGACAGAUGAAGAGGCCGCACCAUGCCCUUCUGGCUCCAGGGAACCAAUUCCUGCCAGGAGCCUUUGUCCACACCCAACCUAUUGAUAUUGAAGAUGGCGAGCUUACUGGCUUAAAGGACCGUGAGUUCCGUAAUGAAGCGGAGACCUUGCUGAACAGAGUGACCUGGGAUAUAGAAAUGACCUGUUUUAUGGAUGCAAGCGGCGCUAACAGGCUGCGUCAGAAGAUCACAGAGAGCCGAUUCUGGCCGCUUGAGAUCAUGAAGUCGGGAGCUUCCAAUGACAAGCCGGGCGCCGCUUCCAGGAUGACAACAGAGGAGGAGCCACAGAUCCCCUCCCAUGGUGUGGCCUUUAUCGACUUGGGCCGUUUGCUGUAUCCAGGAAUUAGCCGUAUCCGAGGAGCGUACCAAAUUCAGCCCUACUCAACCACUUUGUUACUUCACAAGGCCAGGAAAGGUGUAAGUUUGUUAAAAGACUUUUCAAAGCCCGGAGGCAGCAAAGACCGCUCUGGCACAACUACAGGCUCUUCAAAGACAAAUGCGGGAAAGACCAAGGAUGCAAAGCCGUCGCAUGCUGUUAAGGGGUCUGUCAAUCAAAGUCUGACUGAUGUGAGCACAGUUGAUCUGAUUCCUCCAGAUAAAAAAGCCUAUUUGGACUCCAGAUCGUACAUUGUAAUUGACAUUUCCCUGAAGAAACCACUAGUGGCCAGAACAUCUUCAGAGGAGCUGGCAAGAAGGGUAAAAGCACUGAUCCCCCCAAGGCUACCUCCAGCAGGACCUAACCGAGCUGAAAGAGCAGUAUUAAACUUUCACAAGCAGGUGGGCAAUGUGGUGAAGCAUAUUUCGGAGCAGUACGAGGAGUUGUUUGGAGCAGGAUUCCAAGCAUCCAUGAGCUGCGACCAGGACCCGAUGAUGGCUCAGCUGAUGGGCGCUCUCAAUGUCUCCGGGAAAUACUUUGCCUUCAAGGAAAAACUGAAGCCUGCUGUGGUGAAGUUUGUGCGUGACAAGGUACAGCAGACGGAGUCCUUUACAGAGCAGCAGGAUCUGCAGGAGUUUGUCAGCAAGCUGUACGUGGACCUGGUGGAUGAGAUGCAUGUUGCUCUCAACAAAAUUUAUUCACGUGCCAUUGAGGAUGAUCCAAUUAAUGAGAUCCAUUUGAGCAUUUACCAUCUUACACAUUUUGCCCGAGAGGCUCAGCUCAUGAGGGAUUAUCCUCUGGCUGUUCGCUACUACCAGGAGUUGGUUGUGAGGGAGCCCCGUGAGCCCUCCCACAAGUUUGAAUGGGGGGGCCUCUACAUGCAAACCGGAGAAUACAUGACGGCGAAAAUGUGUUUCCACGAUGCCGUGGCUCUCCAACAAACACACCUGCCCAGUCUGAUGAUGUGUGGAGUGCUGGCAGCGUUGUUUAAUGACUUUGAGCAAGCUGAGACUUUAUUGGAGCGAGCCACAAACAUAGAGCCUUUGGAUUUGGUGGCUUGGACCUUGCUGGGUCUGGUCCAAGACAGCCAGGGCAAAUCCAUCCUGGCUGAAAGGGCUUUCCUGGAGGCUAAAAACCAUCUGAAAGCAAAAGAAGCCAAUAGUCAAACAAACAAGACGGAAGACACGGAUGUGGAUGAGGAAAGUGAAAAGCUGGUGGAACAGGAAGAGGAAAAGCCCGCUCCACCUCCUGUUCAGUCUCAGGCCAUCAAGCAAACUGACACUGACAGCGGUGACCAGGACACUUUGAUCAACACAGAGACGGAAGAAAGCAAUGUCAGCUCCAAAUCCAUCUUCACUGAGACUCUUGAGUUUCUGCUCCACAACUCUGCCCUGGAGAUGGCGGAGCUCGCGCUUUCCCAGGCGCUGUCUUCAGGGGGCGAUCACAGUUUUCAUCUGGCUCGCGUGCAGUUGCUCAGAGCUGACUAUUAUAACGCCGCCGUCACCAUCAGGGAUGCGCUACUUCAGGAAGAACCGGUUGCAGAUAUGUGGGCUCUAAAUGGACACUGUCACUACUUCUCCGGGUCGUUCGCUGAUGCGCAGGGGUGUUAUGAACGCAGCCUGGAAUUCCUGCAGCAGCCAUCAGACACCCACAUUGUGCUUCUGCGCCUGGGCUCCAUUUAUCUACAGGAAGAGAAGUUUGAGCAAGCAAAGUUGGCCUACGUCCGAGCCUGUGAAACAUCUCCCUCCUGCCUUACCUGGUUGGGCCUGGGUAUCUCCUGUUACCGGCGAGGGGAACUUAGUCUGGCUGAAGAAGCUUUGACGGAGGCCAACCACUUGAACAACCAGAACGCAGAGGUGUGGACCUACCUGUCUAUGAUCUGCCUCAGGUGUGACAGACUUGAGGAGGCGGAGUUGUUCUACAAACACGCUCUCAAGUUCAACUUGAAGAGCACCGAGCUUCAAAGGGAGGUAAAGGAGCUGCAGGAUCAGGCUCGGAUCGGUUCUCUGGCAUCAUGCUUCCAACCAUAUUCUUGACAUGUUGCUUUAAACCCUAAAAGCAAAACGCAUUACCUGCUAAGAUCCAAAUAACAAGUGCAAAAUAGCCCAUGCAAAGUAAAAACUGAGUGUGCUGGUGAUCUACUAAGACUGCGUGUGUAAUUGAUAACCCUGUUUAAAUGAGGCGUUUGCGUGUAUAUCGGCUGUCACCAUGGAGACACUCAUUUCCCUCCAUAUCCAUGACAUCAUAUGCUCCUACGGUCCAACCUGUGCUUUUUUUGUUAUGUUGUGGAAUAUGCAGCAAAUAUAAUAUAAACCACCUUUUUUUAGAUAAAUAACCCAAGGUGCAUUCUGGGAGGCGCCGGUGUUGUGAUGGUGCGUCGGAAAUAAUCCAGACACUAAACAAUGCAUAUUGCAAGAGGGUUUUUGUUUCCUUUUUUUUUUUUUUUUUUUUUUACAAAGUAGGUACAGUACAGGCCAAACGUUUGGACACACCUUCUCAUUCAAUGUGUUUUCUUUAUUAUCAUGACUAUUUACAUUGUCGAUUGUCACUGAAGGCAUCCAAACUAGGAAUGAACACACGCGGAGUUAUGUACUUAACAAAAAAAAGGUGAAAUAACUGAAAACAUGUUUUAUAUAUAUGCUAGAUUCUUCAAAAUAGCCACCCUUUGCUCUGAUUACUGUUUUGCACACCCUUGGCAUUCUCCCGAUGAGCUUCAAGAGGUAGUCGCCUGAAAAGGUUUUCCUAGUUUUGAUGCGUU
Molecule: messenger RNA, 3996 nt
Organism: Entelurus aequoreus (snake pipefish)
Lineage: Eukaryota; Metazoa; Chordata; Actinopteri; Syngnathiformes; Syngnathidae
Product: cilia- and flagella-associated protein 70-like
Exons: 27
Coding region: 125-3274 (1049 amino acids)
Biological process (GO): cilium assembly; cilium movement
Cellular component (GO): extracellular exosome; motile cilium
Molecular function (GO): protein binding
Source: RefSeq, a predicted model, not a curated record